CGACUGCUUGCUACAAAACCGAAAUGGUUCAGAAAGCGUAGGGCAAAGACAAAAUGUGGAUGCAACAUGCAUUUAUAAAAUAAAUACAUUCCAGAUACCCAUCAAAGUAUUUCGUAAUCGUUGAAAAUAGCCUUUCACUAUUACUAUAUCGACAAAUCCUUGCAUGUUCAUCUUGUUAUUUUCACAGAGUUUUCUACUUUUCACAAUUCUAUACUAUGUUUUAGUAUUCUUCUGUGGAAUCUUAGCUAAAGAUCUCACAGUAAGUUUAUCAAAUAUAAUUUCACAAGAAUGCGAUCAUGUUUAAAAUCUAUACUGUAUGUGCCAGGCGAUAAAUGGACAGAAUGGGGAGAAUGGGAUGCCUGUAGUGUGACAUGUGGCGUCGGUCUGAGAAGAAGAGAACGUAACUGCACUGUGUCAAGUUUACUUCUUCAAACAUGCGCAGGAGAUUCGUUUGAAAUUGAAAUAUGUCCUACAAUUGAUUGCCCAGCUGUACGCUUGGUAAAUGGAGCCAAUAAGUAUGAAGGAAGAGUCGAAGUGAAUCACAAAGGAGAAUGGGGAACUGUCUGUAAUGAUGGAUUUGGUACAGAGGAAGCACGAGUAGUUUGUAGAAUGUUAAACUUACCGUGGUAAA
Molecule: messenger RNA, 631 nt
Organism: Mercenaria mercenaria
Lineage: Eukaryota; Metazoa; Mollusca; Bivalvia; Venerida; Veneridae
Product: CD5 antigen-like
Exons: 2
Coding region: 289-630 (113 amino acids)
Cellular component (GO): membrane
Source: RefSeq, a predicted model, not a curated record